AUGAUUUAUAGUAACAGCUAAACUUAACUAUAUGGAUAAAGAGUAACAUAAACACCUCUUAAUAAAUAAAAUAGAGCUUAAGAUCAAUCAACUAUCUCAUAAUAUUAAUCUCCUUCUCUAAGAUAGGCUAUGUCACCAAAAGCAGCCAGGGAAUAUCUGAAUAGCUUAAAAAGCUUCAUAUAUUAAUAAUAAUAAACAAAACCAAUAUUAGAUAAAAUAACUACAUUUUCUACAUAAGAAAUAUUGUAUUAACAGCCAUAUUUAUAUUUCCCAGUAACAAACAGAUUUAAUGAUGAUAUUAAAUUGAUGACUCAAAAUAAAAUUGAAGUUAGAAAAUUAAAUGAUGAUGGUACCAUUCAUUCAUUAAGAUAUUAUUACUUAAAAUAAGCUGUCUUGGAUAAUUCAAAUAAUAUUCCAUAAUCAUAAUAAAUAAUGAUUGUAGGAUAAAAGUAAAGUGGCAAAAAGAAAUUAUUCCAAGAACUAAUCAAACGAUUUAUGCCUAAAAACUUCAAAAUAUCCUUACAAACUGAAUCAGGAGAGAAGACCAUCAAUCUCUAAUUGAAUGAUGAUAUAAAAUAAACUAUUAAAAGUAUACUAAUAGGAGUGAAACAUUAUUAAUUGAUUGCUUAAGGAGAAUAAAUUAUGAUAGCUUGUAGAGGGUUGGAAGGUUUCAAGAGAGACAAGAAAGAUAAGGGAAUCCUAAUUAUGUGUGUAAAACCAGGUAAAGAGUAGAAAUCAGAUUGUAUCAAGACAUUUAAAUUCUUAGAAGAAAUUUACAAAAAUUGAUU
Molecule: messenger RNA, 788 nt
Organism: Paramecium pentaurelia
Lineage: Eukaryota; Ciliophora; Oligohymenophorea; Peniculida; Parameciidae
Source: the annotation of a GenBank genome assembly